Scomber scombrus (Atlantic mackerel) is the source of this 6314-nucleotide messenger RNA. RefSeq names its product REV1 DNA directed polymerase (gene rev1). The transcript is spliced from 21 exons. Lineage: Eukaryota; Metazoa; Chordata; Actinopteri; Scombriformes; Scombridae. Gene Ontology annotation, molecular function: deoxycytidyl transferase activity; damaged DNA binding; DNA-directed DNA polymerase activity. The record is from RefSeq and is a predicted model, not a curated record. Gene Ontology annotation, cellular component: nucleus. Bases 307 to 4554 code for a protein of 1415 amino acids. Gene Ontology annotation, biological process: error-prone translesion synthesis; error-free translesion synthesis.
GCAAAGGGAUCAGGCGGUAGAAAUGGAGAGCAAAAGGACUGGGAGGAUGAGAGAAAAUGUAGAAGAGACAUGGCAUGGAAGAGUGACAAAAUAAGGAGAUAUCAGCUCACCUUAAGGAGUCCUCUGGAGAAUAAGGUCCGGGUCGAGAAGCCGAGCUAACUGUCUGGAUUUUCAUCUCAUCUUGCUUUCUUGUUCCCUCGUUUUUAUUACCACACACACACGCACGCAACGUGUCUGCUGUACUGUGUCUGCAGAUAGAAGUCUGUGGCUAACAACACCCUCUGACAGGAGAAAAGGUAGCUCAGUAUGAGUCGAGAUGCAUGGUCAAAGAAGAAAGCCAAUGCCAGUGGUGACAAUGGUUGGGAAGAAAGAGGCGGCUACAUGGCUGCAAAGAUCUCCAAGCUGGACGAGCAGUUUAAACUCAAUGCUCCGAGAGAGAAACAGAAGGAUGGCACAUGCUCCAGCAUUUUCAGUGGAGUGGCAAUCUAUGUCAAUGGAUACACAGAGCCAAGUGCAGAUGAGCUGCGCAGACUGAUGAUGCUGCACGGUGGCCAGUUCCACGUCUACUACUCUCGCUCUAAGACUACACACAUCAUCGCCACUAAUUUGCCCAACAACAAAAUUCAGGAGCUCAAAGGGGAAAAAGUCAUCAGGCCAGAAUGGAUCACUGACAGCAUCAAGGCUGGGCAUCUCCUUCCUUACCUACAGUACCAGCUGUAUAGUAAACAGAAGGGCCCACUCUUCCCUGGCAUGAAACUGCGUCAGACCUUUGAGAUUGCAGGACCCAGCCAUGGGCUGCUUCAGCCCAGCGUCCAUCAAAAGCUUCAUCUGCCGCAGCGCAGCAUACAGCAUUCUACUCUCAACCAGGAGCAGUCUUCAUCCAGCUGUCAGAAUAACUCCAUCCACAAUCAGCUUUACCAAGGCAACUCCCACCUUCAGUCCAUCCAGCAAAGCCCUGUAGCCCGCUUCAUAAACCCACCUCCAAGUCAGUUAACAUCAACUCACCCAAGCCCUGAACAGAACCACCUCAGUAGCUCUUUAAACACCCACCUUCUGUCUAACCCAAGCUCCAUGAAGCCCCCACAGACAAGUAUCAUCACACAUCAUCCUAGUCUCCAGCACCAGACAGCAGGCCAACCGCAACCUCAGAUCACCUCUUCCUGCAACACCCGUCAGAGUGGCUGCAGGGAAGUGCAAUUAAUAUUAAACGGGUUAUUUCAGACCUCGCGGGACGAGAUGAGCCAUUCAAAAAAGGACGAAACGCAAGAGUGCAGCAAAGAAGCACCCCUGACCAAUGGACACACUCAUCUUGUUAAUGGUGCCUUAAAGCCAGAUGACUUGUCCCCUGUUGCAGAUCAACCCUCCGUUGACAAGGACCUGGCUGAAUGCAGAGUUAAGAGUCCAGAAGAUCAACCUACAAAUCCUCCAGUAAAUUUCCAGACCAAACCUGAUCCGUAUGAGUUUCCCCACAGUCCUCCAAAGCAGUCCGAUCAGUCUGUUGUCCAUCCCGAACAAUCCAGCUUAGGAGAAGCCAGUGAGCAGAGACUUAAACCGCCGCCACCCACCUACGAGGAGGCUAUAAAAGCCACAGAAAGCCACCCACUCCCACAACAGCUCCAACCACCCUGUCAGGUUGAUUCAAAUCCCGGAAAUCCUCCUCAUUCCCCUGCAUCCAGGCCUCUCUCACGUUCUCCAGUUCGACUGAACGGAAGUCACCACAAUGCCUUUUCAUCUCACCCUGCCUCAUUAAACACAAACAAGUUAUCAGUAAAACCUGAUCCUCCCACUGACAAUACAUCAUCAGCAUCCGAGUCUUCAACACAGCUGUUGGCACAGACUGGCGGUUUGCUCUCAGAGUUCUACUCUCAUUCACGUUUACACCAGAUCUCUACAUGGAGGACCGGCUUCUCUGAAUACGUCAAUGAACUCCAUAGCAAAAGGAAAGCAGCAGGUGUUGCCUCUUUUUCAGGCAAAGAACGGCUGAGAAAAUCUGUGGCACAGCGCUCCACUGACAGUCAAGGUACAUCGCUGCCAGCCAGUGUUAAAUCUUGUAUUCUCCAUGUGGACAUGGACUGUUUCUUUGUAUCUGUCGGGAUCCGACAUCGACCAGAUCUCAAAGGGAAGCCAGUAGCCGUGACCAGUAACCGCGGGCAGGGUCGAGUACCCCUAAGACCGGGGGCCAACCCUCAGCUGGAGCAGCAGUACUACCAGAGGAAACACACUCAUGCUCAACCUGGGAAAGAGGAUGAGGAUUUUCACAGGACUCCUUCACAAGAGAGUCCUGACUCCCACGCAAAUGGAGUCGACCAGGAUGCUGCUGCACUUUCAAUGGCAGAGAUUGCAUCCUGCAGUUAUGAAGCGAGGCAGGCGGGUGUGAGAAAUGGGAUGUUUUUUGGCAAAGCGAAACAGUUGUGUCCCUCACUGCAGUCUGUCCCAUAUGAUUUUGAAGCAUAUAAAGAGGUUGCUCUCACCAUGUAUGAGAUUCUGGCUGGUUAUACCCAUGACAUUGAGGCCCUGAGCUGUGAUGAAGUGCUGAUUGAUGGUUCUGCUUUGAUAGCUGAGCUGGGCAUCAACCCAGAAGAUCUGGCCAAAGCCAUAAGAGCAGAUAUCAAGGAGAAGACGGGAUGCUGUGCUUCAGUGGGCAUGGGGUCCAACAUCCUGUUGGCUCGGCUUGCAACCCGUAAGGCCAAGCCAGACGGGCAGUACUUCUUAAAGUCUGAGGAGGUGGAUGAUUUUAUCAGGGACCUGUCAGUGACCAGCUUACCAGGUGUUGGGCCUGUUAUGGGCAGAAAGCUGGCUGCUAUUGGUGUGAGGUCAUGUGGGGACCUCCAACAGGUUUCUCUUUCUCAGCUGCAGAAGAAGUUUGGACCCCGCACCGGACAAACCCUGUUUCGUUUCUGCAGGGGUCUAGAUGACCGUCCUGUGCGCUACGAGAAGGAAAGGAAGUCUGUCUCCGCUGAGAUGAACUACAAUAUACGCUUUACUAAGGUGGAUGAGGCAGAGUGUUUCUUGACUAACUUGUCCAUGGAAGUGCAGCGACGUUUACAGGAAGCUGGGCUGCGAGGUCGCAGAGUGACUCUAAAGAUCAUGGUUCGUAAGAUGGGAGCACCACUGGAGCCAGCUAAAUACGGAGGUCAUGGCAUAUGUGAUAACCUGGCCAGGACCGUAAUGCUUGCUCAAUGCACUGACAGUGGUCAGCUGAUUGCCGCUGCAGUCAUCAAGCUGUUCCAUGCCAUGAAGCUGCAGGUUCAGGACCUGAGAGGAGUCGGCAUCCAGGUUCAGCUUCUUGAGGGGAAUCACUCUGUGCCCCACGACUCCGCCGUCCUCCGGACACGCUCCAUCAAAGACAUGUUGCUUGUCCAGGGUUCCAGUAACAGAGGUGUGUGUAAGGUCUUUAUAUUUCAGUUUAUAUCUUUGCUGUUGUCUGUAAACUCAAAUGAGUCUAAUUUAAAUGUUACAGAUGCUGCCAACAAAAGCACACAUCAGGAAAAGUGUUCCUCUGUCACGGUCCCGUCGCCUGGCACCUUUCAACGUCCUCAGUCCCCCGCUGAGCCAGUCCCAGGAACAAGCAAAGAACAGCACGCAAGCAGGCAGACUCCCAAACAUUCUCGAACACGUCUCAAUUUCAGUAUUGAAAUCCCCUCCCCUUCACAGGUGGAUCGUUCUGUGUUGGAGGCCCUGCCUGCAGAGCUGAGGGAACAAGUAGAGCAGUCGUGGACUCACCGAGAAGGCAGGCCAAAUAACCGCCAUACAUCCAGUCCACAGCCUUCCUCUCCUAGGUCCCGUCCAACCUCCCCUCUGCGUCCUCCUCCUGCGUUGUUACUGCAGAUUCCCAAUGAGCCUGACAGUCCAGGAAUUGUUCUGGAGCUCCCUAAUUUCUCACAGGUUGAUCCAGACGUUUUUGCUGCCCUUCCCAAAGAGCUCCAGGAAGAACUGAAGUCCGCCUACAGCCGUAUAACAAAUGUCCAGCCUCAGACAAAUAUUUUGGAGCAGAAGAAUCCACUGUUGCAGUUAAAACAGUCAGUAGGAAUUGGCAACGGACGGGUGAAGCGGCGUUACAAGAGGAAGAAUGCAGUGAGCCCUGUAAAAAAAGGUCCUUCCCCUACUAAGAGGCGUCACACAACAAACAGCCCAGCCAAAAGCCUACCAUCUCCUUUAAAAUCAAGGGAAUCAAUAAACACAGUAAAGACUGAAAACAGUCCGUCCACAUCGUCCGUUAAGCAGAACAUCCCAGAGUCUCUGUCUAAAUUCAUUCCUCGUCCCGCUCCAGCACUGGCUGGAGCCUAUGACCUCACAGAUAUUAAAACACUCUUACGGGAAUGGGUCACCACCAUGACAGACCCCAUGGAAGAGGACAUCCUGCAGGUGGUGAAAUAUUGCACUGAUCUGAUUGAGGAUAAAGAUCUGGAGAAGUUGGAUUUGAUUAUAAAAUAUAUGAAAAGGCUUAUGCAGCAGUCGGUGGAGUCUGUUUGGAGUAUGGCUUUUGACUUCAUCCUAGACAAUGUGCAGGUGGUUGUGCAGCAGGCUUACGGUAGCACCUUGAAGAUAGCAUGAAGAAGGAGGGCUCCGUUUCUCACCUUUUUUUUUUAACCUUUUUAAAACAAUUAGUUUCGUUUUGCUACUUUCAUUAAGUCAUCAGCUAUGGAAAUUAUAACAUCUAAACUAUCAUUACUGACAUAUUUGUGGAUAGAGUUUCUCAGAGAUUACAGCUGACCCUCCUAUCUCAACUGUGACACUAAUGAAUAUCUAGAAAUCUAGUUACAAGAGCCAUGACAGUAUUUGAUCAAAGUUUGUACAGUACAUCAUUUUCUGUACUCACUCUACAAGACAAGAGUUUUGCAAACAGAAGGGCAGGAAAUGCAUUUAGGAUAUACUAACCAAAACCCGGUACAGUGAUAAUCGUAGCAGCUUUUUGCUUUUUGUUUAUGCACAGAUUCAAAUUGUAUGUAAAGAUUUUUUCCAGGCAGUGCUCAACUGUUUCUUAUACACUCAGCCUAAGCCGGGGCUUGUCACAUUUUUAAUUUCCUUUCUCUUGGCAAGUAUGCCGUAACCUAGAUACCAUCUGAGAUAGCAGUUGACUUACCAUAUGUUUGUAUGUUGUUACAAAAGCACAUUAUGGGCUUCUUUUUUAUUCAUCUGUCAGAUUACAUCAGCCCAGGUUGAAAAUAAUGACACUGUUAAAGUUGAAUACAAUCAUCAUACAAGAGAGAGAUGAUAAACCCAGAAAUAGAAGGAAUACAAUUUUCGUAUAUUACUUAGUAAUUUUAAGUUUAAGUUUUUCUUUGGCGCUUAAUGCCACUCGUACUGACCUGUGAAAUAUCGACAACUGCUAUGUCACAUUAUAGUCUGCUGCAUACAGUUGAAUCUUUUUCUUGUCUCUUGCAAAAAAAAGUGCCAAACCUUGUCAUUAUAGUGUGUAAAUAAUGUUUUUAAAGAUACUUGUUAAAAAGUUUUAAAAGAAAAGAUGUAUGUAAAGGGUUUACCUCCUGUGUUGUUUACAUGUAGUGAAUUCUUAGUAACUGUCUUUAAAUUGUAUACCUUCUCGCUCUUUAAUUGUUUCUCAUUGUUCCAACAUGGAAAUCAGAAGCUGGCCAAAGCACUUCACGUGAGGUUAACUGUUGAUUCUCAGUAGCACUCUGAUUUUGAGAGAAUGUUGACAGGGGUUAUGGCAAUCAAUAAGUAGCCUAUGCAUUUUUCUUUUUCGCUAACAAGUGAGAUGUUCCUUAAAGAUAAUGUAACAUUUCAUACAGCCUUUGUAUAUUGAAGGAAUCCUGGUAUUCUAGUGUGUUUCCAACCUAGUUACCUGUUUCAUAAAUCUUAUUGUUGAAAUAAUGCUGGAUUUGAAUAGGAACAGGUGAUCUGAUUUUUAACUUUGUAACCCAUGUUGUGUACUUGUGUACAUUUUGUAGCUAUGGCUUAUUGAUACAUUAUUGUAUUUCUGUGAAGUUGGCAUCCAUGAAUGGUGUUAAGAAAAGUACUCAGCAGAUGCAGCUGGAUGACUGGAUCUCACCAUGCAACACAUGUUGUGUGCAUGGUUGAAAAGUUUGUUCGAAACGGUAUCCCUAUAUGCAAACCAAAUCAAUAUGUCAUUUUCUAAGCUGUUGAAAUGAAUGUAAUUCAGAAUGUGCAAGUCUCCACUCACUCUCAAGAGGUUGCUUCUCUUCACCUGUCAUAUCUUUCCUAAAGUGAAUGACCACAAGUUAAAAUUGGCCAGUCUUGUCUUCUAUAAACUGGCUUGUGCCUGAAGACCUGAAGCUGUGAACUUGUUUGUAAGUUUUCUAAAUCUUGAUAAUAAACUGUAAACUCUGUAUGAA